This is a messenger RNA of Ooceraea biroi (clonal raider ant), 5781 nucleotides long. RefSeq names its product tctex1 domain-containing protein 1-like. Gene Ontology annotation, molecular function: dynein intermediate chain binding. The record is from RefSeq and is a predicted model, not a curated record. Gene Ontology annotation, biological process: microtubule-based movement. Gene Ontology annotation, cellular component: cytoplasmic dynein complex; cytoplasm. NCBI's taxonomy places the organism in Eukaryota, Metazoa, Arthropoda, Insecta, Hymenoptera, Formicidae.
AAUUGCUUUUAUUUACCAGCGCAGAAAUCCACAUCAAAAGUAGCAUGGUCUGUGAUUAAUAAAUCCAUUCAAUCAUCAAGAACGCUUCUUAGUAGUAUCUCCAUUGUAGCAUUACACAAAGGUAGCUUGCUUUUUCGUAGAACCAAAAGCGGUUUAAAGAUUCCAAGAUACCAUAAUACUUACCGUCUUAAAUCUUAUAAUCCCUUUAACUGUGAAGUUACUGAUAAAAUCUUGAUGGAUGUAAUGCAAAAUUAUUUAACUAAUCUAAAAUACCAACCUGAAGUCUGCAUGCGAAUUUGCCAACAAAUGUCGGCAGAAGUGCGUGAUAUAAUUUACAAAAAAAACUAUGACCGAUACAAAGUUGUGGUCGUUAUGUCGAUUGUCCAAAAAUUAUGGCAAAAUGUGCAAAUCGAUUUUGGCAAAUUAUGGGACGUUGAAAGAGAUACGUAUUCAACUUAUGUGCUUGAUACCCCGGAAUUUGUCGCAAUGGGCCUUGUCGUAGGGAUUUAUCAUGAAUAAAUGUGUCUAAAAACGAUCAGUGAAUGAAUGUAAACUCUUUGCAGUAGUAACAAUAAUUGAUUAACAACAAUUACUACGGUACGUUAACUUUGAAUUAAAUAGAAACAGAAAAGUAAAUAAAGUACAAUCAGUUAAGUAAAUCUGAAUAAGAAUUAAGUAAGAAAAGUAAAAGAUUUUUUGCAUCAGACACAAACGAAUCGAAUUUUAAUGACAUUAUGGUUAAAGAAAGGAUCAUUGAUCCAUACAAAAACUACAUGAUGUGUUUCACGUUUUCUUUAUUGUUAUUAAAUUAAUAUUUAUCGUUCGUAUAUAUAUAUAUUUAUAUAUUUAUAUAUUUAUAUAUUUAUAUAUUUAUAUGUGUAUGUAUAUAACAGCGACAAGUACAAUGUAUUGGUAUGAUUAUUAAUAAUAAUUGUAAUCGAAGGGCACCGAUGAUUAUAGUGAAAACCGAGAAUGAUGUAUUCGUAACGGUAUCAACAAUGUCAGUUAUGUUAAUGUUAAUGGUUAUAUGUAAUGGAUAAUUGUGACGAUAAUGACGAUGACCAUGAUGAUGACGUUGAUGAUAAUAAAAAUUAUUGAAAUAAUAUUAAUAAAUCGAUUAAAUUUUAAUCGAUACAGUCGUAUAUCUCUUAAACUCCAUUCUUAAUACUUAUAUCGCGCUUUUAUAGAUACAGGGAUACAGAAAAAUAAUACCGCGCGGCUGUGGUGGAAUGUUUUAUAAAUUGUAUAUAUAUGUAUAUGUAUAUAUACAUACAUACAUACGUAUAUAUGUAUAUAUAUACAUAAUGUAUGUAUAAUAUUUAUAUAAAAGAGGCGACCUUACUUAAGUGUAAUUACAAACCGGCGCCGCCGCGCCGGCGCUUAUUUUAUUUACACCGCAAAAAUUAAGCGAAUUAAAAAAAGAUUAACAAGAAUUCAUCAUGUUAAAUCAAACUGCCAAUCUUCGAAAUCACAGGCUGAUAGAGAAAUAAUAUGAAAUUUUUCAUAUUAGUGUACUGUUUUAACGUGAAAACUUUUGCAAACUUUCAAAACCCUUUUUAAUUCUGCAAUUGCAUUUAAAGUAUCAAAAUCAAACUGGUAAUAUUUAUAUCGGAUUCCUGAUUCAGAUAGUAAUGUAAAUUUUAUUAUGUAAAUUUGUUCAUCUGCAGAGAGAAAUUGAAAAACAUUUUAUCUUUCAAUGACUUUCAAACAAUUACGACAGAAAUUAUGUAAAUACGAAUUAUGUAAACCAAUUUAAUAGAUACUAAACAUUGAAAUAUAGUUUGCAAAAAUUUCAUUUAGAAUGCUUCGAAAUUACAUACAUAAUUUGACUAAUAAGGAAUUAAAUUAAUUCUUUCAAAGAGUGGAAGAUUCUUUCGCAGAAAUAAAGUCUGCGUGCGUUCCUUUGAAUUCGCCUAUCUUUCGCAGAGUCUUUUUAUAAUAAUUAGGAUUAAUUGUAGCUUUACUUACGAUCCUACUUGCCGAUCGAUUUACACGCUGCACUAUGAUCCUUGGUCCAUUUUCGACGCAUACGUUUAUUUACAAGGGUUGCACGCGCGCGCGCGCGCGCGGCGGCGGUGAUUUUCCGCAUCGCGAUGUACUAGCAAGCUAACCGCGCGAUCUGAAACCUUUAAUUCAGGAAAAAUGUUACGUAAACUUUUUCUUUGUUCUACGUAACACAAAAACAAAAUAUUAUAAAAGCUUAAUAAAAUAUAAAAUGUGUAUGUGAUAUAAUGUCUCGUAUGAGAAAGAGAGAGAGAGAGAGAGAGAGAGAGAGAGAGAGAAUUCAUGAUAAAAGAUAAAUUAUUUUAUAAUAAACAUUUGGAUAUAGUUGAGAUAGUAACUUAAUCGGUAAUAAUUGCACAGUGUUGCAAAAUGUGAAUUUCAAUCACAAAAUUUCUUGUAGAAUAGAUGCUUCCUAAAACUUCAAUAUACACAGAAUAUGUAUAAAAAAUUCAUUCUAAAUGUUUGUCAGAAAUUUAGCAGUCUCUUUUGCUUUUACGUAAAUAGAUAUCAUAUAUUAUUCUUUACAUACGCCAAUCUUUUAUUGCCUCUUUGAAUAUUCAACUUCCAUUUUACAUAUUAUGCUAAAUUCAGAUCUAAUUAAAGAGAAAUCUGAUUUCAUUUAUUUUAAAUGUAACUUUUUUCUUGUAAUUGUUCGAUAAUUAAGUGAUAGUUAAAAUUAUGUCCAACUAUAUUACAAAUUAUAGAAUAUUAUUGAUUUGAACAAACGUUAUUUGUCUCAUUUAGCUUUUACAAUAUUAAUAACUUAGAAACAGCAUGCGACUUCUGAAACUCUACAUAAUAGAUUCCAUAAAAGAAUUAUUUUCGUCUUGCAGCGACAGUUGAUUAAUAAAUGAUGUUAGAUUAAUUAUACAGAAUUAGUUCGAUCGCGCAAUUAGCCCGCAAUUUGUAAUUUCUACAACAACCAACCGGCUUGAAAAAUCGCCCUCUUCUGUCUCUCGCCUCCGCGAGGGGUUGGGGGAGGCGAGACAUUCCACCUCGCCGUGAUCGGUAUGGAAUUAUUGAAAGUUCUCAAUUUAUUUAUCUCCAUCGUGUGUACGUGUAUAUACGAUUGUUCAUAUGUUCGUGUGUACUGUUCGUGUAUAAUUGUGUGUUGCAUGCUAUUAUUUGUAUAUGACACAUUUACAAUAAUAACAAUACGUUGCUCGUCAUCGACGAUUCAUCUUAACCCGCGUAUGUAUACAUUUAUAUUUAUAUAUUUAUAUAUAUAAUACGAAAAAAGUUUAAUAGGGUCGCCCCAGCACACACCCGCGCGCGCGCGCGCGCGCACGCACGCACACACAUACACGCAUGCACACAUGCACACAUCUCUUCUGCUUCCCUUCUCAUUCUUUCUUACCUUUCUUCUCGUAUGACCAUCAAAUCGUGUAUCACAAAGUUUUCAAAUGCAUGGUUUCGAUUUAAUGUGCGAGCAGUAAAAAUGAUAAUCGUAAUAGUCAGUACGAUGAUCCGCUUGGCAUUCUCUGAUAAAGUCACAUUUGCAUUUCGUAAAGUCAAAUUUGCUUAUAUGGUUUGAUGCGUUUGCAUAGUAAUGUAACGCUUAAUGCUUUGGUAAAUAGUAAAAUGUCACUCCAAAUGUUACGCAAUCCAUCAUUGCUCUUAUUAAUUAAAAAAAUUGUAAAAAAUUCGAUAAAGGAGAAGUAAUAAUAAUAAAUUUUAAUUUUAAGUAAUAAUCCUUUCAUUUUAAGUAAUAAUAAUUAACAAUUAACAAAUCAUGUAUAAGAAUAUUGCAUAAGAAAAAGACACGAAAAUUGAAAAAUCGACUUAGCACAAUUCUCUCUUGCAGUAAAAUAAAAUAUCCAAGUAUUCGUUUACGCAUGCGUGUACAGAGGAUGAAUUUAAUCAAAUAAAAGAUCGGAAAUCGAUACAAUUCCAAUAAGUUUAAUUUUUUAUGUGCACAGAGGUAUAAGAAACUUAUUGCGUAGCGUAUAUAUUUCGUGUAUUUGUUCCUUUCACCGCUCCUUUCGUUCCCAUACAUUCCCUCGCAUUGCCGCAGAUACAUAUUUACAGACUUCGAAAUUGAUUAAGAAUUCUGAUAUUCGCGCCACCCUUUCUCUCCCUCCCUUUCUCUCGCUCUCUUUCACGCCGUUAUAAAAAAUUGAUUCGUUUCGCCUUAAAUCGUUAACACUUUCCUUCCGCCUCCUCUGCCUCGGACCUCCCCUUCCCUCCUAUCCUCGACAAGGACUCAGUCCUCUGGAUACCAAUCAGAUAUUUCAGUACCUGCUGUUUCUCGUGUUAUUGCAUGUAUUCCAUAUUUUGUACUACGUUUUAUAUUACAAUUUCAUAAGAUUAUCGGUAGAUAUUAUCAAAAUCUAAUGUAAAAAUCCAGUUUUAUUUAAAGUGACAUUGCUAGAGUUAUCGUAUAAGAUUAGUCUGGUUACGUUUGAAAUGAAUAAUAUUAUUAAUACUGUAAUUAUAAUUGGUAUCAUAGAACUGAUACAGAUAAUACUGAAAUACAAUGCUAUUAGACAGAAUUUGCAUUGUCAAGAGAUGAUACGAAUUAUGUUGGAACUUCCUGUCAUACAUGAUAUAAUUGAUUAAUAAAUCACCUUACCGAAAAUUGACAAUUAUAUAAUGGCAAUUGCAUUACUCGAAUUGAAACGUGGUAACGAGAAAUUGGCAAACAGCUUGUCGUUCUAAAUGUUGAGCAAUGCGUGUUCAUUCUAUUUUCAAUAUCCACGUUCAAGCCCGAAAUUACAUCAGGAAACGGAAAGAAGCGGUUUUUCAAGUGUGUUAUACGUGCUUUAAAAGACUUACACUCUUCAUCCUGCCUCUUCACACAUAAACGCUUAAGGCUCCAGUUUUCCCUCGCCUCUUAUCGAGCUACCAAUUGGUAUCCAGACGAUGAUUAUCCCCGGGUCAUUCCUGUAGGAAGGCUCGCGGCCAUCAUCAUUACGGCCAUCGCGGUGCUACGAAAAAUAUCUCCAAGAUCAAGCCAUCACAGACAAUAGUUCCGGAUGUCGGAGGUGCGGGGGACUAUAUCGUACAGAGACGAAAGACGUGCGCACUUUCAAGGUUCUUCCUAAAGUUAGCUUACUAAGGUCGUUCUUACAACGGUAACAAGACUUGAUCCUAUUUACAUCUGCCCGUUUCUCCUCCGUUCUGCCUAUCAACACCUCCGUGGAAUGGAUGCUGCCACGCCAAGCCGCGAUGGACCCUCGCGUAGGUACGUUACAUCCCGGAUGUCACGUGGAGCAUCCAUCCGUUUAAUCGUUUCGCUGGACACUCAAGGCCCGCGCAUAUUUACACACUCCGUCGGCGAUUUAGAGUCCUGGACUCCCUCAAGGCCCGCUGGGCCCUGGCCAGCUUACGUUGGGAGCCAUUUACUACGCUGGGACUUAAUAAUGUUAAGGCAUCGUCGUGCGUCGACGAACACGAGUUCCUCUCUAACGUUCGUUGGCAGUAGCGAAAAUGUCGGUCGGGAUCCAUUACCUUCACCCGCUCGAUCCAGGCACUAUCAAACCCCCAUGUCCUCCGAACGCACCAUGAUAUCAUUCUUAUAAGUAACGUGAACAAUCCAAAUACGAUCGUUGAUCCUGAUCUACGCAGGUCGGGAAUUCCGGAAAAAUUUUAAAGACCAAACAUUCGGGUCGCCAAAUUUCAAAGCACAAAAGAUCCUCCGUUAGGCGAAUUGCUUUAGGCUCUACUUUAAAAGCUUAUAUUGCACAAUUUUGCAAUUUGAAGGUAAACGUAAACCUCGGAUAAUCUUGAAAGCUCAACAAUCCAGAUCAUCAUUAAAUAGACUAGAAAUUGAUCACU